This is a messenger RNA of Brassica rapa (field mustard), 567 nucleotides long. RefSeq lists its product as uncharacterized. NCBI's taxonomy places the organism in Eukaryota, Viridiplantae, Streptophyta, Magnoliopsida, Brassicales, Brassicaceae. The record is from RefSeq and is a predicted model, not a curated record.
AUGAACUCACCAAGAGUACCUCCUCCUAUGCCUCCUGGUGCUACUGGACCGGCUUCUAUGCCUCCUGGUGCUACUGGACCGGCUUCGAACCGUGCUGCUUCCUCUUCUCGUUCCAAUAGCUAUCCGCAGAUGACUCUCAAUGCCAUGCUCAAUUCACCUGCUAGGCUAGCACAGCCUCAUCUCCAUCCAGAUAAAAUCAAUGGAGCUUUAUGGUUUGGUAUUGACCCAUGUGUCAACUCUUUCAUUCGGGCAACUUGGCAAGCAUACUACAUGGGGCCUUGGAAGAGUUGGAGGACGGUUCCUGAUGAAAGGAGGGAAUCAUGGUGGCAAACCUUUGUGCAAAAUUUCUAUUGGGACCCUGAGUUUAAUGACUUAGUCUACGGUCUUUGGAAGAAAGAAACGUGGACAACCAUUGGUGAAAGGAUAAGCAAGAAGAAGAGGCAACAUAAGAAGCCAAAGUACAUCAAUGAAGCUGACUGGACUCUCCUGUUAGAGUAUUGGGCGACCGAGGCAGCUAAAAAGAAGAGCAAGAAGGCUGCAAAAUCUCGCAAGUCUGAUCCUGAUUGA